This is a messenger RNA of Alternaria alternata, 798 nucleotides long. RefSeq lists its product as hypothetical. Lineage: Eukaryota; Fungi; Ascomycota; Dothideomycetes; Pleosporales; Pleosporaceae. The annotation marks the transcript as partial. The record is from RefSeq and is a predicted model, not a curated record. The transcript has a single exon.
UGUCCGCUCAAAAAAUCAAAUCACGAGCCGCUUGCUUGGUCCAUCGAGUCCACAGAUGUCCUAGACCAGAGCAACAGCCCAUUAUUCACCCUUCUCCCCCGCGAAAUCAGAGACAUGAUUUACCACUACACCCUCACAGACACGACAUCAUACCCCGUGGACCGCGCUCGUCCCGAAAACCCCAAUCCCUUUGCGCGAUUCGACCGCGUCUCUGGAUACUCUCAAAGCCGUGCUGGCAUCGAUUUGUACGCUUCGGAUAUCGCCAUCCCCCUGCUUUACACAUGCAAGGCAAUCUACCUGGAGACCUACGCCACCCCUCUACGCAUCAACCCUUACAUCACAGGAGAGCUAUCCGUCCAGAGGCAAAAGCGCAACCUGUCAACCUGGCAGUUGGCGCAAAUACGCAGCUUGGACAUUACGCUCCCGCAGCACGGAUUGGAGAACGGGGCUUUGAGGAAUUACCUGAAUGAGUAUUGGAACGCGACUUCACGAUCCCAGGGGCGUUGUAUCGUACCGUCAAGAGCUAUACGCCCAUCGGACAGAAAGCGAUGCGAAGAUCUGCAGUAUGCCAACAGUAAUAACAGUAUCUUGGUACCUGUAGCGGGCGGCGGUUCGGGAAAGAAGAAGAAGAGAGAAUUUAACCGCCUUGUCGACGUUCUAGAUAGCACUUCCAUCAUCAUCCCCCAGGAUUCCAUCUGCCCAUGCGCUCGUACUCUCAAGGUAGCACUCGCUCAACCUAUACGACACAUCACACUGCGGCUAACGCACAGCAACUGGUGGACAUGGGGCAACGCGCCU